GUCACCACGUGCCUCUGCGGGCAGGCGCGGGAGGUGCGACAGGGGGGCUGUCGAGGUUCACCGCCUCCUGCCGUACUCGCUUCUGGGUGGCCCUUAAUGUCUUGUGCUCUAAGGUGCUGUUGGGAAAGACGCGGGAGGUCUCUAGCCUGACACUAUGGAGGAAGAGAGAAGCUACAACUUCGACGGUGUGAGCACCAACCGCCUGAAACAGCAGUUGCUGGAAGAAAUCCGCAAGAAGGAUGCAGUGCAACUCUCAAUAUUUGAACUAAGACACAAGAUUACAGAACUGGAAGCCAAACUCAAUACUGACAAUGAAGGUAGUGAAUGGAAAACCCGUUAUGAGACACAACUUGAAUUAAAUGAUCAACUAGAAAAGCAAAUUGUUUAUCUCAAGGAGAAGAUGGAAAAAAUCCGUGGAAACUCUUCAGAUAGACUAUCUUCUAUUCGUGUCUAUGAACGAAUGCCAGUGGAAUCCUUAAACACACUACUUAAACAGCUAGAAAAAGAAAAGAGGACUCUUGAAAGUCAAGUGAAAUACUAUGCACUUAAACUGGAACAAGAAUCAAAGGCUUACCAGAAGAUCAACAAUGAACGCUGUACAUACCUAGCUGAAAUGUCUCAGGGUUCUGGUUUACAUCAAGUUUCUAAAAGGCAACAGAUGCAUCAACUGCCUAGGAUGCAAGAGAAUCUAGUGAAAACUGGAAGAUAUAAUCCAGCUAAACAGAAGAUAGUGAGUGCCAAGAGAGGACCAGUAAAAAAGAUUACAAGACCAAACCAUCUUCCAGAACUCCAUCCAUGAUUCCAGAACUGGGUGGAUUUCUAUUUCUUCCUCUUUUUUUUCCAUUUAUAAUAUUCAACUUAUGAAGUUAAUGGUCAGCACAUUUCUUCAGGGAAUAAAAUAGAUAAGAACUGCCAAAUUUUUCUUUAGCUCCUUUUCCAGACGUGUGUUCCUUUGUCUGCAUAAAAGUAAUUUUUUCCAGUGAUCCUAAACUAUGUAAUAGAAGUGCUUGAGAGUUUAAAAAUAUCUAGGGAAUCUGAAGGCUGGCAUCAUUACACUUGCUUUUGAUAAUAUACCCAUGAUCUGCUCUGAUAGUAACAUUGCUAUUCUAUUUGGUUUCUAGUUGACUGUUAGCAAAAAGUGUGUAUUCAUAAAAGCUUUUUGCCA
Messenger RNA from Pongo pygmaeus (Bornean orangutan), 1165 nucleotides. It is a transcript of the gene CCDC169, whose product is annotated as coiled-coil domain containing 169. NCBI's taxonomy places the organism in Eukaryota, Metazoa, Chordata, Mammalia, Primates, Hominidae. The transcript has 8 exons. The record is from RefSeq and is a predicted model, not a curated record. The coding region runs from base 155 to 799 and encodes 214 amino acids.